CACGACAUGAAGAGGGACGAAAUCGUUUGUUUCAAAAAAAUAAGCGAUCAAAAGUCAAAAAUGGUGAUGAAAACAGGUCAAGCUCACCUCCCGUUCACUUUCCGGUUUUUGAGUCUCUCACAGUCUCACUUUCUCGUUCUCACCUACGUCUCGUCGGAGUAUCUGUAACUAGGGCUGCUCAGAGCUUAAAGUCUUCAGCAAUGGCGAUCAUCACAGAAGAACCAGAUCCCAAAGGCGCACCAGAGCGCGACGUUUUGCCCAAACCCCAUAAACCUUCCUCACCUCCAAAGCCAAGUUCCAGUGCACCAAACCCAUUCGCAUUCUGGGCUUACUUCUGUCUUGCAGUCUCUCUGAUAACCAUCCUUUUCGUCUUUUUCUCAUCUUUCAAAACACAGGAUCCCAAAGCAUGGUUCCUCAGCCUCCCCAACGACCUUCGCCAACACUACUCCAGGGGUCGUACAAUUAAAGUCCAAACGGCCUCUAAUCAAUCGCCUAUUGAGGUAUUCACCAUUGAAGACGGGCCAAAAAUGGCAGAAAAUGUGGUGAUCGUUCAUGGGUUAGGCUGUAGUUCAUACGCUUUUCGCGAGAUUGUCAAGUAUUUAGGCUCCAGGGGAAUUCGUGCCGUGGCACUGGAUCUACCUGGUUCAGGGUUUUCAGAUAAAUCGGUGAUUGUGGAGGGUGAAAGUUGGGGUGGGAUUUUAGGGAGGUUUUGUGACUUGUAUAGUGAUAUCCGGGAAAAGGGGUUGUUUUGGGGUUUUGAUAAUUUGAUUGAACAUGGGCAUCUCCCUUACGAAGAAAAUAGGAUUCGUGUUUCAGGUAGAAAGAAAGUCCAGACAAUUGAAUUGGGUUCUCAAGAGAUGGGCAUUCUUUUGGGCCAAGUGAUUGAUUCAAUGGGUUUGGCUCCUGUGCAUUUAAUUUUGCAUGAUUCGGCAUUUGGACUGACUGCAAAUUGGGUUUCUGAGAAUUUGGGGUCAGUGAGAAGUGUGACUCUUAUUGAUUCUGCACCAAGAGUGACAGCUCUGCCUUCAUGGUUCUUGGGAGUGCCGGCUGUUAGGGAGUUUGUGCUGGGCUUUUCAGUAGUGUAUGCUAAGUUUCUUCACAUUUGUUGUUCAAAAUCAACUAGUGCUUUGGUUGCAGAUGCCCAUAGAGUUCUUUUGAAGGGAAGGGACGGAAGGAGGGCAAUUGUUGGGAUGGGGAAAAAGUUGAAUUAUAGCUUUGAUGUGGCAGAAUGGGGUGGAUUGGAUGGGGUGAAGGGUAUGCCAAUGCAAAUUCUUUGGGCGGGCAGUUGGUCCAAAGACUGGAGUGAAGAGGGACGCCGUGUUGCAGAUGCACUUCCGCAGGCUAAUUUUGUCACACAUUCCGGUGGGCGGUGGCCUGAGGAGGAGGUGGCUGAUGAGCUUGCUGAAAAUAUUCUUCGGUUUGUUUCCUCAUUACCAAAAUCUGUCAGACAAGUUGAGGAAGAGCCUCUUCCUGAGCACAUUCAGAAGAUGUUUGAGGAAGCAGCAGCAGGUGGCGACCACCACCACCACCACCAUGGUCAUGGUGGCCACAGCCACCAUGAUGGUCAUGCUCACGAUCAUGCAGCGGGUUAUAUGGAUGCAUAUGGUCUUGGUCAUGGAUGGGGCGGUUGAACUUUUGUCUUGUGUUCACUUGCGACACGAGACCUGAACAUUAGAUUAACCAUAUAAUUACAUUUCGAUGUGAGAGAUGAUGCUUCUCUAAUAUCCUGUUGUUGUACAAGACUUCCAAUCUUGAAGGUUGGAAUCUGAAGGAUUUGUACUGUUCUCAUGAAUGUCAGGAGAUAAAUAUGCUGCCCUCUGUUACUCUGUUUUGUGAAGCGGAUCAUUCAUUCAAGAAUACAAUAUUGAGAACAUAAACGAGUUCUCUAUUUUU
Messenger RNA from Malania oleifera, 1893 nucleotides. RefSeq names its product protein AUXIN RESPONSE 4. The coding region runs from base 201 to 1631 and encodes 476 amino acids. The record is from RefSeq and is a predicted model, not a curated record. Lineage: Eukaryota; Viridiplantae; Streptophyta; Magnoliopsida; Santalales; Ximeniaceae. The transcript has 2 exons.